AUGGCCUUACAAGGGAAGGGUAGGCUUAUUAUGCAAUCCUCUUUGGUGAUGGUGGUAGUGUUGGUUGCAUUAGCAGCUGCAAUUACAGCUGAAGCAGCAGCUCAACCCCGUCCAGGGUGCCUAACCCAGUGUGGUAAUCUGACCGUGCCAUUUCCAUUUGGCAUGGAGGUAGGUUGUUACAAGGACGAUAAGUUUUUUAUCAAUUGUUCCAGCUCUACCAAUCCCCCAACUGCAUAUUUGAUGCAAGGUAAUCUCCCUGUUACUGACAUAUCCCUCGAGGAGGGUGAGAUACAAGUAAAGCAGUUUGUUGCCCGAGAUUGUUAUGAUAAGCAGGGCGUGCGAACUAACAGCCUUGACCCUCAGCUCUGGGUGUCUCCUUACACCAUAUCCAGUACCAAAAACAAGUUCGUGGCCGUUGGUUGCGACACUUAUGCUCUAUUUAAAGGGUACGGUGCAGACGAAGAAAGGUUCUUCACCGGUUGCAUGUCGCUGUGUGACAGCCUCGACAGCGCUGAGAAGGACUCUUGCUCUGGCAUCGGGUGUUGCCAAACUUCCAUCCCUAGCGGACUCAAAAAUCAGACUCUGGAAUUGAGUAGCUAUUACAAUCAUACAUUUAUUAAGGGCUCUAACCCCUGCGGCUACGCCUUUGUUGUGCAAGAGGGCCAGUUCAAUUUCUCCCCGGAGACAAGUUUUCAACAACUGAAAUCCAAUAAUAUGCUUCCAAUGAUUCUCAAUUGGGAAAUUGGGAAUGAGUCAUGUAGGGCAGCUCAAAAGAGUGUGGAUUAUCCAUGCCAUAACAAAACCAAGUGUGUCGACCGGAACACCAAUAAGACGUCUGCAUCGUCUGGUUACUUUUGCCAGUGCUUGCCUGGAUACCAAGGGAACCCUUACCUCCCAGAUGGUUGCCAAGAUAUUGAUGAGUGCGCUUUGAAUCCGAACCUUUGUAACAAUGGAGUGUGCAAAAAUCUAGCUGGAAAUUACUCUUGCUCAUGUAAUAGUGGCUACAAAAACCAGGACGCAAUUACCUGCAUCAAAUCUGCCUCUGCAAUUUCAUUGAAAAUUACGUUGGGUGUCUGUCUGAGCUUCUUAGUUUUACUGGUUUUAGUCUUUUCGAUAUAUUGCGGAGUGAAUAGAAGAAAGUUAAAGAAACAACAAGAAAAGUUCUUUAAACAAAUUGGGGGCUUACUUUUACGACAACAACUGACUCGAUACAAUCGAUCCAUAGAGACAGCCUCAAUCUUUUCUAAAGAAGAACUGAAGAAGAUGACAGACAAUUACGAUGAAAAGAGAAAGAUUGGUGAAGGAGGGUAUGGACUGGUUUACAAAGGUAUAUUGCCUGCAGAUAAAACAGAGGUUGCCAUAAAAAUGUCCAAAGUCAGUGCCCCAAUUACUGACAGCUUGGAGUUUGCUAACGAGGUGAUUCUUCUAUCUCAAAUCAACCAUAAAAAUGUUGUGAAGCUCCUUGGUUGUUGUUUAGAGACCCAAACACCUAUUCUCGUUUACGAGUUCAUCUCCAAUGGCUCUCUUUAUGAUCACCUUCAUGGAAAAGACAGAAAAGAACAACUUUCGUUGGAAACGCGGUUGAAGAUAGCAUCAGGUACUGCAGAAGCUCUCUCGUACUUGCAUCACUCCAUUUCUAAUCCAAUAAUACACCGAGAUGUGAAAUCAAUGAAUAUACUAUUGGACAAGAAUUAUGUGGCAAAAGUAGCAGACUUUGGGGCUUCACGGUUGGUUCUGGAAGAUCAAAAUCAACUAGAUACUUUAGUGCAAGGGACGAUUGGUUACUUGGACCCUGAAUAUCUUCAGUCAAACAUUCUAACAGAUAAGAGUGAUGUUUAUAGCUUUGGAGUUGUCCUGGCGGAGCUACUCACAG
Prunus avium (sweet cherry) is the source of this 1873-nucleotide messenger RNA. Its product is annotated as wall-associated receptor kinase 2-like. Lineage: Eukaryota; Viridiplantae; Streptophyta; Magnoliopsida; Rosales; Rosaceae. Gene Ontology annotation, molecular function: calcium ion binding; protein serine/threonine kinase activity; ATP binding. The record is from RefSeq and is a predicted model, not a curated record. Gene Ontology annotation, cellular component: plasma membrane. Gene Ontology annotation, biological process: cell surface receptor signaling pathway; protein phosphorylation.